AGUUGCCCGAGGUUUCCAACUCUCGUAAAGAUUUUAAUUUUCACCGCGUUUUCUCCUUUUCAAUUUUUUCAAGUGCUCCAUAAUAUUUGAGUUUUACUUCUCGUCGUUAGACAUGAAACAAUUCACACCGCAUUGAUUCUCCGUGAUUUUACAUCAAUUAUCACCGGUUUCACAUGCGAAUUGUUACUGAUUCUUACGGAGGGAGUAAUCAGUAAUUUUGAAUGUGGACAACCUCUAUUACUUAUCAAGCCGGGGAUUCUUCGAUCAUAUUAUUUCUUUUUGUCGGUGUGUCGUCAUAUGAUGUAAUUAAUUGGUGGAUUGAUCACUCUGGAACCUUUGGAGUGGAUUUCCGUAAACAAAAAUUGAGGUUAAGUCUUCAGAAAUUAUUCGAAUCAAAACAUCUACAAGAAUGUUGAGUGUCUCGAGAUUAAGCAGCAGGGGAAUUCCAAGGGUUCCACUGACAAAUCUAUCUCUCUUGCCUCAAAGAACAUUUUACGGUCCACUUAAAAAAAGGCCGAAUGACUUUCUCAGGAUUUUACGUGAGACUACAGAAAAAUGGAGAUCCCCUUCGGGUCUGACGACCCAGUCUGGGGCGAUAACUUUCAGAUUUGCAUCGGCUGUCAACAAAAAAACUAACAGGCGCGUCGGCACAUGGCUUUUUACGUGCAGUGGAAUGGUCUUUGUUGCUGUAGCACUAGGUGGAAUAACGAGGCUGACAGAGUCUGGGUUGUCCAUGGUAACGUGGAAAUUAUUGGGUGAGAAAAUGCCAGUGUCCGAGGGUCAAUGGGUCGAGGAAUUUGAGAGAUAUAAACAAUAUCCAGAAUAUAAAUUAAUGAACCACACCAUGACCCUAGAAGAGUUCAAAAAAAUCUGGUGGAUGGAAUACGUUCACCGUAUGUGGGGUAGACUGAUAGGGGCAGCAUUUGCACUUCCAGCUGCUUAUUUCUGGUACAAAGGCUAUCUAAAACCCGGAAUGAAGAGCCGAGUUUUAGCCCUGGGAUCAUUGAUUGGUGCCCAGGGUCUGAUGGGCUGGUACAUGGUGAAAUCAGGACUGGAGGACAGGUUUGAGGGACCCUCAGACGUCCCCAGAGUCUCCCAGUAUCGAUUAGCAACUCAUCUGGGUCUAGCUUUUCUGCUGUACGCUGGAUUCUUGUACAAUGCACUCGAUCAUCUGUUGCCUGCCAAACCAAUGCCCCUUGAUUGGUUCGGAAAGAAGAUCUUGACUGAUCAUCACACCAAGGCACUAGUCAACUUCAAGAGAAUGGCUAAUUGGAGCAAAGCUUUUGUCUUUUUCACUGCUAUUUCUGGAGCUUUUGUCGCUGGACUCGAUGCUGGCCUGAUUUAUAACGAAUUCCCUAGGAUGGGCAAGAGAUUCAUUCCGAAUGAACUGCUGGAGAUGUCCCCUAUUCUCAAGAACUUCACAGAGAAUCCAACUACAGUUCAAUUUGAUCAUAGAAUACUCGGUAUAACAACAUUGACAUUGAUCACCAUAAUGGCAGUUAAAUCUCGAAAGGUAAAGCUCCCAGGUCGAGCAUCGACAGCAGCUUUCGUAGUUCUGGGGGCUGGAUAUCUUCAAGUAAUUCUAGGAAUUUCAACUCUUCUUCAUCACGUUCCUGUCAUCUUGGCAGCAUCACAUCAAUCGGGAAGCAUGCUUCUCCUUAGCACAGCAAUUUGGCUCUGUCAUGAGCUCAAACACGUGCGGGCACUCCCCAAGUAAAACUCCAUGUACAUACUAUGUAAAGACGUGUCACUCGAAGUUCAUAAUAAAAACGACGAAUAAACCA
This is a messenger RNA of Fopius arisanus, 1784 nucleotides long. Its product is annotated as cytochrome c oxidase assembly protein COX15 homolog. Lineage: Eukaryota; Metazoa; Arthropoda; Insecta; Hymenoptera; Braconidae. Gene Ontology annotation, biological process: heme A biosynthetic process. The transcript has 6 exons. The record is from RefSeq and is a predicted model, not a curated record. Bases 410 to 1717 code for a protein of 435 amino acids. Gene Ontology annotation, molecular function: oxidoreductase activity, acting on NAD(P)H, heme protein as acceptor. Gene Ontology annotation, cellular component: mitochondrial inner membrane.